Molecule: messenger RNA, 1569 nt
Organism: Peronospora belbahrii
Lineage: Eukaryota; Oomycota; Peronosporomycetes; Peronosporales; Peronosporaceae
Source: the annotation of a GenBank genome assembly
AUGAGUGCAGCACAGUGUAUGAUAGCAUUGGCGGAAAGUGCUCAAGAAACAGAGCAAACUGAGCGUGAACUGUUGGAACGAGAACCAUCGUUCCUGACUGCAAUGUCACCUUCAUCUGAUCUUUCAAACAUGUCACCACGUCACUCACGAGUUGUAGCGGUCGAAGGACGUGUAUUUCGUCGACUUCAGCGUUUUCACGUGUUGCCAUUGGAAAUUAAGGCACAAUCGGACAUGGUCGCAACAUACUUGUUGGCACCCAAAGUACGUUUGCAUGUGUUUGAACAACGAAAGCAUUGGUGGCAGCAUCCAGUUCAUUUGGCAAAGGCUGGACAAGGAACAUUUGUACAAGGUCGUAAGCUGUUAAAGGCAAUUUUAAGAUAUCUCUUGCUCUCAAAUGCAGCCAACAACACUCUCCGUGAUGCGCAGCAGCUUGCAGAAGCACUGGUGCUAAGUGGUUUCUUGUCGCCGGUUGAUGAAAUUGCAGAAGCUGACGAUGAAUUACUUGAAGAACUUUACGUGCUGGAUGAUUACUAUUAUGAGCUUGUAGCUCCGGGAGCCAAUGCAAUUGUCCCAAUGCCUCAUGUGGUAGCUUCUACGACUCUUGAUAGGAGUUCAACAAGCUCCUUACCAAGUGCCGUCGUUUUACCCAUUCAGCCACAUCAAUCGCCUACAAGCCAUAAAAAGCAAUCGCGACAAUUGAAAGGCACUCUAUCUGUCUGGGCCGUGACCGAUGGUGCGAUUCGUGCUGGGUUUGUGCAGCGUCAAUCUCGAGGGUCUCACGUACGAAAUUUGCUUGGAAUUGCAACAAAGUCGAAACCCUGCUACGCUGUCGUGAGUACGAAACACCAGUGUCUUGUGCUGUUUGAAACGGACGUGGCAAGAAGCGAACUUUUGCGUGUCGAUCUCACUGCGGCAACAGUGGAGUACUAUGGCGUCUAUGAGUUAAAACUUUGCAGCUGUGACGGUGAUCGGAACGGUAUCCACGGGAACGACGACGCAGCGGAGAUUCUAGUCUUGGAAAACAAGCCAGACCAAGAACAGUGGUUGCUGGCGCUAUUAGAUGCUGGUGCUGCGUUUUUGGAGACCCACCCUUCAGUCUUGUCAUUUGCUGCGUCGUCAGCUUCCCUGUACUCGCUGCACGACAUUGACGCAGAGGGUAACACCGUUUGCUUGUCAGGGCUUCGUGGUCACGUGGCUUUGCUGACGAAUGUGACUAGUGGUGCCAGUGAUUCCGACGCAAAGCAACUUUUGGCGCUUGCACAGCUGUACGCCGAGUACGGAGACGCAGGGCUCAAGGUGAUGGCAUUUCCUAGUGCUCAGUUUGGAGAUGCUGAGAUCAACAACGAUAAGGAACUCGUGGAGCAUCUCGCAAAAGCGUUUGAUGUUUGUUUUCCGGUGCUAGCUACUCGCGACGUGAACGGUCCAAACGCGCGCGAGGCGAUGAUCUUUUGUAAAACGCGACAGCCAGGACAGCUGCAAAUGCAUUCAUCAAAAACAACUUUGUCAAAUUUCUCUUUGAUCGCGACGGUCGAUUGUUCAAGUGUUAUGCCCCAAGCGAGUUACCUGUAA